Molecule: messenger RNA, 782 nt
Organism: Tarenaya hassleriana
Lineage: Eukaryota; Viridiplantae; Streptophyta; Magnoliopsida; Brassicales; Cleomaceae
Product: SKP1-like protein 1B
Exons: 2
Coding region: 85-561 (158 amino acids)
Biological process (GO): SCF-dependent proteasomal ubiquitin-dependent protein catabolic process
Cellular component (GO): nucleus; cytoplasm
Molecular function (GO): cullin family protein binding
Source: RefSeq, a predicted model, not a curated record
ACUUUUAGAUGAAACCUACGGGUUAUUCUUUCUUCUCUCGAUUCUUCCUCCUCUUCGCCUUCCUGUGUCCGUGAAUCAGAAACCAUGUCGGGAAGAAAAAUCGCGUUGAAAAGCUCCGACGGGGAGACGUUUGAGGUCGAUGAAGCCGUGGCUUUGGAGUCGCAAACCAUCAAGCAUAUGAUCGAAGACGACUGCGCCGACAAUGGAAUCCCCCUCCCAAACGUCACCAGCAAGAUCCUCUCGAAGGUGAUCGAGUACUGCAAGAAGCACGUCGACGCUUCCGUUAAGACCGAAACCGCAACUACCUAUUCCACCGAUGACGAUCUCAAGAACUGGGACGCCGAGUUCGUCAAAGUGGACCAGGCCACCCUCUUCGAUCUCAUCCUGGCCGCUAACUAUCUGAACAUCAAGGGGCUAUUGGACUUGACGUGUCAGACUGUUGCGGACAUGAUCAAAGGUAAAACUCCGGAAGAGAUUCGAAAAACAUUCAACAUCAAGAAUGACUUCACCCCAGAGGAAGAGGAGGAGGUGCGCCGCGAGAACCAAUGGGCCUUUGAGUAAAGAAGAAAAAACCAACCAAUUCUCUCUAUCUCUACAAGACUUUCUCCUUGGCAGUAACCUAUCUAUGUUUGUCAUCUCACAUUUCUUCCCUUUACGUCUGUGUUGUUUGCAUCUUCUGUACCAUCUCUCCAUCACGGCUUGCGAGAUGCUGCUUCGGAUAUUAAUGUUAAUAUGAUGUUAUUUCUAUUGAUAUAAGCUUGGGCUGCUGCAUGCUGUUUUAA